AUGUACGGAAUGGUCGAUGGCUUUGUGGAUGACGUCGUCUUGACGGUAAAAGGCGAGACGCUGGAAAAGGUGAAAAUGUUGGCAACCGAGGCGAUCGACAUGAUUGAAAUCACCGUCGGUGAGCACGCCAUAGCUUUGAAGCGCGUGUUGAAAUACCUGGGAGUGAUGAUCGAUGACCGGCUAAACUUCAAAAGCCACGUUGAAUAUGACUGUGAGAAGGCUUCGAAAGCCAUCAACGGGAUAGCUAGAAUCAUGCCGAACAACCCUGGUCCUAGCAGUAGCAAAAGGUGUCUUCUGGGCAGUGUGUCGUCGUCGAUACUGCGGUAUGGAGGUCCAGUCUGGGCUGCAGCUCUGGAAACGAAGCAGAACCAAAGGAAACUGGCUAUGCGAGUCGUGAAUGCGUACAGAAUUAUCUCGUCGGAAGCGUAG
This is a messenger RNA of Ochlerotatus camptorhynchus, 429 nucleotides long. RefSeq lists its product as uncharacterized. Bases 1 to 429 code for a protein of 142 amino acids. The record is from RefSeq and is a predicted model, not a curated record. Lineage: Eukaryota; Metazoa; Arthropoda; Insecta; Diptera; Culicidae. The transcript is spliced from 2 exons.